AUGUUAACGGGCAGGGAAGUGCGGGACCUUGGCGUUCUAGUCGGCAAGGGCUUGAAUUUUGAGAACCAUGUUGACGCAGUAACGGCAAAGGAAUUUUUGAUCUUCUUCGAUGACGGUUUAGAAUAUGUCCAGGCUGCGUUUGACACUUGUGAUGAUGCUGCUAUGCAGGCUUCCAUAAUAAUGGAUGAUAGGAAUAUCGUGCAAUAG
Molecule: messenger RNA, 207 nt
Organism: Cylicocyclus nassatus
Lineage: Eukaryota; Metazoa; Nematoda; Chromadorea; Rhabditida; Strongylidae
Source: the annotation of a GenBank genome assembly